Molecule: messenger RNA, 1189 nt
Organism: Pyrus x bretschneideri (Chinese white pear)
Lineage: Eukaryota; Viridiplantae; Streptophyta; Magnoliopsida; Rosales; Rosaceae
Exons: 5
Coding region: 1-708 (235 amino acids)
Source: RefSeq, a predicted model, not a curated record
AUGCACUGCGGUCUCGUUCAGCUCGCUCUCCAUUUCUCAGGGAUUCAACAACAUCAUCUGACUAUCUGCCUCCUCCUCAGGAUACAUCAUCAGAAAGGGCAGGCCGCCAAGCGAGCUCUUUGCAUCGAGUUGGGAAUCAACAAUGGGAGAACUCCACUUCCUAAGUUCUCUGACAUCAGAACUGCUUCUCAAUAUCCCAACCACGAAAAACCAAAAAGUUCGCAUCCCACAUGUUCAAAUAAUGUAAUUAAUCGACCAGAGGGGAAUAGGACUGCUAUAGGGGCUUCGGCUAAGAGUUUCACUGAUGCGGUGCUGGCUUUGCCUGCUUUUGUAACUGUGGGAAAUGAGGCAGGACACUCUCGUAUACACAAGCUGCAUUUUCAGAAAAAUGGGGAUUCUCUUUGGGCUGACGUAUCUCAAAGCAGCCAAGUUAGUUCCUUGGAGAACCAAGUAAAUGAUCCGGGGUUUGAUGUAUCUCUAAGCGGCCAAGUUAAAUCCAUGGAGAGCCAAGUAAAAGACCCAGGGGAUAAAGUUCUAAGCAGCCAAGUUGAAUCCUUGCAGAGCCUAGUAAAAUACCCGGAAGCUGACGUAUCUCUAAGCAGCCAAAAUGAAUCCUUGCAUAGCCAAGUAAAAGACCUUGAAGCUGACGUAUCUCCAAGCAGCCAGGUUAAAUCCUCGGAGAACCAAGUAAACGACCCAGGGGGGUGAUGUAUCUCUAAGCAGCCAAGUAAAUUCCUCGCUGAGCCAAGUAAAGUUCCCAGAGUCUUGCACCUUUCAGCUUGAGAACAAGAUAGGCAGCUUGCAAGCCACGAUGGAUAAGCUAAAACAGGAGAAGCUGUGGGAAAAGGUAGAGCUCAUGCGAGAGGUAGACUUGCUGAUGGUGAACCUAACCAAAUGCAGUUGAGGGAGCUUUUGCAGAAGGUUGAGAAGUUGCGCGAGGAUCUCAGCAUGGCCGCUCGUGGUGCGGUUGUGGAGGAUUUUGCAGCUCCAAAGGCAGAAGAGUACAGAAAGAUUUAGGACUAAAUUCUUUUUCAAAGUCUUGCUCCUUUGAAACGCAAAUGACAUGAGAUUAAUACUACAUAUCAGUUAGAUCAUGCACGCAAGCACAGAUAUCAAUAUACUAAAAAAGGAUAGGAAUUAGGAAAUGAUAAACACACUUUUUCUUUUUUUACAUAUUUUUGUUUAAUUA